Prosopis cineraria is the source of this 893-nucleotide messenger RNA. Its product is annotated as cysteine-rich repeat secretory protein 38-like. NCBI's taxonomy places the organism in Eukaryota, Viridiplantae, Streptophyta, Magnoliopsida, Fabales, Fabaceae. The record is from RefSeq and is a predicted model, not a curated record. The transcript is spliced from 2 exons. Bases 30 to 893 code for a protein of 287 amino acids.
GUCUUUCUGUCAAAAUUAUUCAUUUCAUAAUGCAGACAAUCACUGCUGUUAUCUCAUCAUCAUCAAUUGCUCUGCUUUCUUUCCUUUCUCUUUUUAUCAUUCUCACGGCUCAGCAAGACUUCCUAUAUCAUCUGUGUUACAAUGUAGCUGGUAAUUACACUAACACAAGUGCCUACCAAUCCAACCUCAAUCUCCUCCUUUCUAAUUUCACUUCCGACACCAAAAUUGACUAUGGCUACUACACUUCCUCUCAAGGCCAAAACCCUGACAAAGUCAAUGCCCUUGGACUGUGUAGAGCAGAUAUCAAGGCAGACUCUUGCCGUAGUUGCCUCAACAACGCCACAAGCCUUCUGCGAAGGUUAUGUCCAAAUCAGAAAGAAGCAUAUGGAUACAAUGAUGGAUGCAUUCUAAGAUACACUAAUCGUUCCAUGUUUGGGAUUAACCAAGAUCCAGAUUCUUUUAUCUACGCCAUUUGUAACAAUGAAAACGCGACAGACAUCAAGUACAGUGAGGCCCUUGAUAGUCUGAUGAGAGGGUUGAGAAGUGAGGCGGCGGCUGGCAACACUCGUUUGAAGUUCGCGGCGAACACGACAACAACUUUGUUUCAAACAAUAUAUGGACUUGCUCAGUGUAUGCCUGAUUUGUCUGAGCAAGAUUGCGAUGACUGCUUGGAGAAGUCGAUCUCAAGCAUCCCCUACUUCUGUAACAACAGGAUUGGUGGAAGGGUUGUCAAACUGAGUUGCAAUAUUAGAUAUGAGAAUUAUCGCUUCUAUGAUACUGCAGUUAUUGAUUCACUAUCUUCACCUCCUCCUGCUCCUCCAUCUUCCAACACAUCUUCCUCACAAGGAACGAUUGAUUCACCAAAAGGUAUGUCUUCCUUCGAAGGUUAUUAA